This is a messenger RNA of Arabidopsis arenosa, 1660 nucleotides long. The record is from the annotation of a GenBank genome assembly. Lineage: Eukaryota; Viridiplantae; Streptophyta; Magnoliopsida; Brassicales; Brassicaceae.
GUUUAGUGAUAUAAAGGAAGACACUUUUCUGUUGGGUUUUGGUUUCUUGGUGAGAGAGAGAAAAGAGAGAAAGAGAGGAUGGGAAGAGGAAAAGUGGAGCUGAAGAGGAUAGAGAACAAGAUCAAUAGACAAGUUACUUUUGCAAAGAGAAGGAAUGGUUUGCUCAAGAAGGCUUAUGAGCUUUCUGUACUAUGUGAUGCUGAGAUUGCUCUUCUCAUUUUCUCUAACCGUGGCAAGCUCUAUGAAUUCUGCAGCAGCCCUAGUGGUAUGGCGAAGACGGUUGACAAGUAUAGAAAAUAUAGCUAUGCAACAAUGGAUCCAAAUCAAUCAGCUAAAGACUUGCAGGAUAAGUACCAAGACUACUUGAAGCUUAAAUCAAGAGUUGAGAUCCUUCAACAUUCACAAAGGCAUUUGCUAGGUGAAGAGCUAGGCGAGAUGGAUGUGAAUGAGCUUGAGCAACUAGAACGCCAAGUAGAUGCAUCACUAAGACAAAUAAGAUCAACCAAGGCUCGGUCUAUGCUUGAUCAACUAUCUGACCUCAAAACUAAGGAGGAAAUGUUAUUGGAAACCAACAGAGAUCUUAGGAGAAAGUUGGAUGAAAGUGAUGCAGCACUUACUCAAUCGUUUUGGGGAGGAAGCAGGUUUCUUCAAGCCUCUACAAGGCAAGGCAAUGUAGCAUUGCAAAUGAGUCAUUACAAUCACAAUCCUGCUGCUGUGACAAAUGCAAGCAACUCUGCAACAACAUCUCAGAAUGUUAAUGGAUUCUUCCCUGGAUGGAUGAUUAGGACAUCAUUCAAAGGAGGAUCAUCGUCGAGCAAAUCAUUAGAUGAAGGAAGUGCUUCUGGUUCAAGAAAGAACAGUUCGAAGCAUAGUAAGAAUCUGAAAGCAGAGGAAGCUAAUAAGAAUGGUGAAGGAGGAGUUCAAGCUGAGAGUGGGAGGAAAGUGAUGGUUGUUGUGGACACAACUUCACAAACUAAGAAUGCUCUUCAAUGGGCUUUAACACAUUGUGUUCAAGAUGAAGACAAUAUCACUCUCCUCCAUGUCACAAGAACACCCGUAGGACAAGCUAUAGAUGAGACACAAAGGGAGAGAAACUCAAGGGCUCAUGAACAAGUUCAUCCAUUGAAGAACUUUUGUCAACUCAAGAAACCUAACGUCAAAACAGAGAUAGUGGUGGUGGAGACGGCGGAGGAGAAAGGGAAGACAAUAGUUGAAGAAUCAAAGAAACAAGGAGCAGGCGUUUUGGUUUUAGGGCAGAGAAAGAGAACCUCAAAGUGGCGUGUGAUUUGGAAAUGGCGUGCGAAGGGAGGAAUGGGAGGAGGAGUGGUCGAGUAUUGUAUUCAUAACUCCGAUUGUAUGGCUAUUGCCGUAAGGAAGAAGAGUAACAAUGGAGGUUACUUGAUCACCACGAAACGUCACAAAGAUUUCUGGCUCUUGGCCUAAUUUUUAUUUAACACACAUUCAUCCCAAAAACUUUUUUUUUUUUUUUUUUGUAAUCGAAGCGAAUCUUUUUAAAGAAUACAUGUUUUAUGGAUGAUUGAUGAUCUGUAUUCGUUAUAAGACGUCUUUUUUUCAUGUAAAGAUUUCAUAUUUGUCAAUGUUUGUUAUUGUGUUCAACCUCAAAAGCAAGAAAGAAUAGUAAUAUAAGCAGAGUUUUAUC